GGACCUUAUGCACUGAAAUGAAACGGAAGUUCCAGUGAUUUUAUUUCAUCAAUACUGUACUCGUAGACUACACAAGUCCAAGAUAUAACCUCCCAACAACAGAGAGGCGCUUCAGAAUUUGAUAUUUCCUUAGAACUAUCUCGUAACUAUACUGAGGGGGUUUUGUAAGGAGACUGUGUCUGAUGAAGAAUAUUCCAAGGACCAUUUCCAUUUAAAAGACAAAUUCCAGCUCAGGUACAACAUAGGUGAGAUGAUUUGACUUUCCUCAUGAAGAUGACAAUGUUUGCUUGUGGAUUCAGUUUCGUCAUUGUGGACAUCGUGUUCUUUCUUUACAAGACAGGCGAAUCCAUGUUGGAUGCCACAACUCGACCAUAUUUGGUUCGUGCCGUGUGUUACGAAAUGUUUAAAGAUGAACAGGCUAAGAACGAAACCACUUGCAUGAAUUUAGAUAAAUACCCCGUGCUGGAAGAUUACGUCCAAAGUAAGUCUGGAAAUUAUCUAAUCUAUUACCGACUAUUGCUAAAUAUUCCUGCCAUUGCGCUAUCGUUAUUCUGCGGGUCAUACAGCGAUCGGUAUGGCAGAAAGAUCCCCAUCCUACUCCCAAGUCUAGGGAGCGUAUUCGCUGUAAUGCUUUAUGUUGCCAGUAACAUGGUGCCUGAACACAGGAUAGCGCUAAUUUUAGGGGGUUCCGCUGUUCAGGGAUUUUUUGGAAAAAGCUCAGUUAUAACAAUGGCUGUCAAUAGCUUUGUGUUUGAUUUGUCAGACGCGGGGGAUCGCACCCGGAAUCUUGGAAAGCUCUUGGCCAUGAACUUCUUUGGAUUAUUUAUGGGGUCAUUAUUCUCAGGAAUAUUUCAGGACGUCCUUGACCUCAACGCCGCUUUUGUGUCGGUUGUGAUUCUCCAUGGAGCGUCCAUUCUAUUCACCAUUAUCCUUGUAGACGAAACUGUGGAACGGAAGGAGACUGAGGAUAACAAGACUUCAUCUUGUGAAUUAUGUGAAGUGUUCAGACCGUCAAACAUUAAAGAAACACUAGCCGUCAUGUUCAAAUCUCGUUCUGGAAACAAAAGGACCAUAAUUCUGGUAUUGUUUAUGGUUUCUUUAGUGAACCAGACCUGUAAGGUCGGAGAGAUGGACAUCAAUCUAUUGUUCGUGACCCGAUCUCCUCUGAACUGGUCCAAGUCCUGGUAUGGCUACCUCCUGUCAUUAGACUAUGCCGUGAUGGGACUGUGCUUAUUCAUUUUUCUGCCUUUAUUCUCCAAUAAGAUCAUGCUUUCUGAUGUUUCCAUAAUGAUAUUAGGAAUCGGUUGUAAAUUCGUCAGAUUGAUAUGGGCUGGAUUCUGUGAUGAAUCUUGGAUGGUAUUUGUUUCCGUUGCUAUAGGAGCGAUGGCGGGAAUGAUCACUUCCGCUCUGCGCUCAUUGGUCAGUAAGGCAGUGCAUGUGGACGAAGCAGGAAAAAUGUUUUCUCUGCUCUCGUGUGGCGAAACAUCUUCCAAAUUCUUAGGUACAUUGAUAUUUGUCAAUCUGUAUAGUGCUACAGCUCAUAUAUUCCCAGGUAUUGCGUUUAUGGUAGAAGCUUUCAUAUACUUAAUCUUAUUAGGAGUCCUUGUGAUAAUGUAUAAGCAGCUGCGUGACCUUCAGAGCUGUGACUUGUUACAAUCGCUCAAAGACCAAGCAGAUUAUGGCGCCACCGGAAGUCACCAAUCAAAGAAAAGUAAGCAUUUACCGGAAAUAGACGAAAUGGAAGAGAAUCAAGCACACCCCUCGAUGUAUCCCGCCACAACACCAUGAUCCGCCCCCUGACGAUUGCUGCGUGUUCUUUACAAGUGUUCAGUAAUACUAGAUUGAGGAUCGAAUUAAUCAAUACUCGUCGUUUAAUAAAGCUGCCAAAUCAAAAUCAACCACGUGUUGUCCAUUUUUUUUUUU
Saccostrea echinata is the source of this 1923-nucleotide messenger RNA. Its product is annotated as proton-coupled folate transporter-like. Gene Ontology annotation, cellular component: membrane. The record is from RefSeq and is a predicted model, not a curated record. Gene Ontology annotation, molecular function: transmembrane transporter activity. The transcript has 2 exons. Gene Ontology annotation, biological process: transmembrane transport. Lineage: Eukaryota; Metazoa; Mollusca; Bivalvia; Ostreida; Ostreidae. Bases 268 to 1788 code for a protein of 506 amino acids.